Messenger RNA from Olea europaea var. sylvestris, 1214 nucleotides. RefSeq lists its product as uncharacterized. The transcript has a single exon. Lineage: Eukaryota; Viridiplantae; Streptophyta; Magnoliopsida; Lamiales; Oleaceae. The record is from RefSeq and is a predicted model, not a curated record. Bases 108 to 866 code for a protein of 252 amino acids.
AAAAUAAAAAUAAAAGUAAAACCCAAAAAAUUCUCUUUAUAAUCGGGUUCUCAGCCUCCGUUAUAGCUUUCUAAUGUUAUAAUUUUCCCCUCAAAAACACCAUUAAAAUGAGAAACAAAGGUAAAGUACACCCCUUGAUUGCUUCAUCUUCAUCGUCAUCGUACAGUGCUAGCAAGGAAGUUUCUUCUGUGUUAAAGCUAUUGCCUGCUGUUAUUUUGGCUUUAAUAUCGGUUCUUUCCUUUGAAGACCGUGAAGUUUUGGCUUAUAUGAUAAACCGGUCUUUGAAGUUGACAAACACGCCGGUUUUUUCUGCCGGUGAGAAGAAGAUCAAGAAAUCACCGGCGAAUGGUCAUGGGCAUAAGCCACCGGCUUCUUUUGACUGUGAGUGCUUUGAUUGUUAUACUAGUUUUUGGUCCCGAUGGGAUUCUUCACCCAAUCGUGAGUUAAUUCAUCAAGCUAUCGAAGCGUUCGAGGAGCACUUGAACACUGGAGAACAGUCCAGGAAGAGUAACAAUGGUAAGAACCGGAAAAAGGAAAAAUUGGGUCGCCGGAAAAGUGAGAAAAUAGCCAACGGUGUUGGGGUUCAUGAUUUUCCAGCGACAGAGGGGAAAAGUGAAAGAGUUGUUUCUCUGUUACCGGUGUCGGAGACUGAAGUGUCAGCACCAAAGGAAGAUGACGAGGUGGCAGAGAGUGAGGAAAGUGAAGUGAAAGACGUGGUGGUUCCAAAGGAAGAAGAGGAGGUGGUGGCCUCGCCACCGUCGACGGCGGUGGACCGCAGCCACAAGGGUUUGGCUAGAAAGGUUUUGCCGGACGUUUUGGGAUUAUUCAAUUCCCGUUUAUGGGGUCUUUGGAAUCCAAAUGUGUAGGAAAAAAAAAUAAAAAAAAGAGGUAAAAUCCUCUUCUGUUUUUCAAAACUCCGAUAUGAAUUAAAAGAAAAGGUAUUUCUUCUCGAAUAUAUAACUCUUUAUUACCAUCUGUUUAUUAUCAUUGCAUUUUUAUUACGCCGGCGGGAAGUCAUUUUCUAUUUCAAGAAAAUGAUGCUGUAUUUGAUCUGUGAAAUUGAAUAAUGCUUCGAAACAGCGAAAAUCUUUGCUUAGAGGCUAAGUAUGCUGAUGAGUAACCAAUCAGAAAACGACACGUGUAACUGUAGUAUUUGAGAAAUGGUGAGACUGGCCUUACCAUAUUAUAUAACAGUUGAAUGUGAAUCAUGCUCA